Molecule: messenger RNA, 7999 nt
Organism: Coregonus sp. 'balchen'
Lineage: Eukaryota; Metazoa; Chordata; Actinopteri; Salmoniformes; Salmonidae
Source: the annotation of a GenBank genome assembly
AUGGCCGCUGCGAUCGCCAGCUCCCUCAUUCGGCAGAAGAGGGAGCGGGAGCGGGAGAAGGCGAAUGCCUGCCGCUGCACAAGCAGUCCGAAUAUUUGCAAAGCAGGGGACAGGGGACCCUGUGAGAAACCGAGCAAGCUGAACGUGUUCUCACGCGUCAAACUCUUUGGCUCUAAGAAACGGAAGAGAAUAAGGCGACCAGGUGUGCUCUUGAGUGUGAUUUCUCGACAUAACACAAAAACUGUCAUCAUCACAAUCAUCACCAUCACCAUCACCACCAACUCUUCGAACACCACGAACACUUCCAUCCUAUCCCAUUUUAAAUGUGACGACCUCGGAGUAAUUACACCUCUGUCCAAAUUGUGAUGGUAUAGUAUAAGAAAUACAUUAUUUGACUAUCUAUCCAUCAAACUGUCGUGCUCCUGCAAGUCCAUACACUCAUCAAUGAAUUACCUCACUCUAACACUUAAGACACUGCCAUCAUCGGAUAAGAGCACAACACAUUCACACUGCCAUGUUUCUGUUGCGCAUGAAAUUAUCAUCUUAACAAGAAUGAAAUUCAAAACACAGUGUCAGUGUACAGUAUCCAGACAGCUAGAUCACCUGUUUUUGAAACUAUGAAUGAGCUUGAUAUUGCAUGGCCGGCCAUCACUAUCCCAGGUACCCAUCACACUGUUUUGGGUUUGUGUGAUGUCUAUGGGAUGCCUGAGGUUCCUCGGGUGGUUUACUACUGACUGUGUGUGAAGCAGUAGCAAACUAGCUAGUAGAGUUGGACUAUAGACUUGGUAUAUGUCUUUUUUAUUAUCUCCUCUCUCCUUCUCUCUUCCCUCUCCUCCUGUUCUCACGUUCUGCCCUGUUGUCUCCACAGAGCCCCAGCUCAAGGGGAUAGUGACGAGGCUGUACAGCCGCACAGGCUUCUGCCUUCAGAUGCAGGCAGAUGGAACCAUCGAUGGAACCAAGGACGAGGACAACAGCUAUGGUAGGACUAUUUGUAUUUGACUGUGUUUUUGCCUUGAAUUCGUUCAAAUUUCAGAUGAUUGUGAUAUUGAAUUCAAGAAGAGAGAAUAGUCGGCUUCACUUCUUUUGCUCAACAUUUUCUGUAGCUCUAUGUUCCCUAUUACAUCUCUGGUAGAAUGUUUCCCUUAUACAGUCUACACUCAGAAAAAAAAGUGCUAUCUAGAACCUAUAACGGCUCUUCGGCUGUUCCCAUAGGAUAACCCUUUGAAUAACCCUUUUUGGUUCCAGGUAUAACUCUUUUGGUUCCAGGUAGAACCCCUUUGAGUUCUAUGUAGAACCCUUUACACAGAGGGUUCUACAUGGAACCCAAAAGAGUUCUACAUGGAACCAAAAAGGGUUCUACCUGGAACCAAAAUAGUUCUACCUGGAACCAAAAAGGGUUCUACCUGGAACCAAAAGAGUUCUACCUGGAACCAAAAAGGGUUCUACCUGGAACCAAAAGAGUUCUACCUGGAACCAAAAAGAGUUCUACCUGGACCCAAAAGUCUUCUACCUGGAACCAAAAGUGUUCUACCUGGAACCAAAAAUGGGGACAACAGAAAAACCCUUUUUUCUAAGAGUGUACAACCCAUCCUUUCUUUUGGAUUCCACAUUGCAGCUGUGUUCAACCUCAUUCCUGUUGGGCUGCGAGUGGUGGCCAUCCAGGGGGUUCAGACCAAGCUCUACCUAGCCAUGAACAACGACGGCUUCCUUUACACUUCGGUGAGUCUCACUUUACAUUUUAGCAGACGCUCUUAUCCAGGGUUAAGUGCCUUGCUCAAGGGCACUUCGGCAGAUUUUUCACCUAGUCGGCUCGGGGAUUCAAACCAACAACCUUUCAGUUACUAGCCAAACACUCUUAAUUGCUAGACUACCUGCCGAAUUCAUUGGGUCUCCUACACACUUUUCCUAGCUAGGUUUCCAUGUGGCAGGUCGUAUAUCACAUUAUAAACUGGCUGGUUCGAGCCCUGAAUGCUGAUUGGCUGACAGCUGUGGUAUAUCAGACCUUAUACCACAGGUAUGACAAAAUAUUUAUUUUUACUGCUCUAAUAGGUAACCAGUUUAUAAUAGCAAUAAGGCACCUCAGGGGUUUGUGGUAUAUGGCCAAUAUACCGCAUUGUGUUUUGCCUAAGAACAGCCCUUAGCCGUGGUAUAUUGGCUAUAUACCACAAACCCAGAGGUGCCUUAUUGCUUAAGUAUACUAUUACCUGUGUUACUGAGCUAAUUGAUUACGUUGAAGGUCACCUUAACUGCCAUGUUAAUUAUAUUUAAGCAUCAAUUGUUGGUGUGAAAACCAAAGUGACUGGAGUGAUGACUAAGGUCAGUAGUUGUGCAGUAGUUGCUGCUGUGAGUGUGGCAGUGGCAACCACAUUGUGUUUUUAACUUGUAAUAGUGAUCUUGUCACUUUGUUUAUGUCCCCAUUGGUAACCUGGGGGCUAUCUUUAUGAGAGUGAUGGUUUGUAUUCUGUGGAGUUGCAAGUUACCAUGGAGACACAUGAGUAUGGAAAUGCUAAUGUCAACCCUCUGAAGUUGGGAUUAUUUCAGCUCUGAUGAGGUCAUUUCGCAAUGUGGAUGGAAAAAUAAAGCAUGGGCUGAAUUUCAAACACUGCAUUUAGAUUCACUCUGUUUAUUUAGCUAAGUUGCCUGAAGCCUAGCCUGUGUGUGUGUGUGUGUGUGUGUGUGUGUGCGCGCGUGCGUAUGAUUGGAUGUGUGUGUGUGUGUGUGUGUGAGUGUUAUCACCAUAAACAUUGUUGUCUCUGGAUAUCUCUUGCCAGAAUGAGGUUUUGUAUCGAUCUUUGCCAAUGAAAGUAUUGACCUUUGUCUGGCAAUUGAAUGAGUCUGUUUUCAAACUAUGCAGUUGAAAAGUAAUCAGCUCGCCACCACAAUCUGAGCGAGCUGUAAGUGUGAUGGGAUGGCUUAUGGUGGCUCCAAUAGUCUGAGAUUACCAUCAUAGGCAUGUUCACACAGUAUGGCAAGCCAGUUCAAUUCAGCUCGUCAGUCAAAUGAGGUUUUCACAACUCAAUUCUGAAAGUGAUCAGUUGUAAGGGACCUCUUACUGUAGAUUUGCAGCUGGGCCCUUUGGGGCAGGCCUAUGCUGAUUUGUAAGCUGUGCACGCAAAAGUCUCCCAACCAUAGAAAUGGAAUUGGUCCCAACUUUUAGUUCAGCCUUCUGUACUGCUCUGGACAGAUUCUCGUAGUGCUUCACGCCAGGUAGUUAUUCCAUUCUCUCCCUCUCUCUUUCUCUGCCUCUCUCUUUCAAUUCAAUUCAAUUUCAAUUUAAGGGCUUUAUUGGCAUGGGAAACGUAUGUUAACAUUGCCAAAGCAAGUGAAGUAGAUAGUAAACAAAAGUGAAAUAAACAAUAAAUAUUAACAGUAAACAUUACACUCAGAAGUUUCAAAAGAAUAAAGACAUUUCAAAUGUCAUAUUAUGUAUAUAUACAGUGUUGUAACAAUGUGCAAAGAGUUAAAGUACAAAUGGGAAAAUAAAUAAAAAUAAAUAUGGGUUGUAUUUACAAUGGUGUUUGUUCUUCACUGGUUGCCCUUUUCUUGUGGCAACAGGUCACAAAUCUUGCAGCUGUGAUGGCACACUGUGGUUUUUCACCCAGUAGAUAAGGGAGUUUAUCAAAAUUGGGUUUGUUUUCGAAUUCUUUGUGGAUCGCUGUAAUCUGAGGGAAAUAUGUGUCUCUAAGAUGGUCAUACAUUUGGCAGGAGGUUAGGAAGUGCAGCUCAGUUUCCACCUCAUUUUGUGGGCAGUGUGCACAUAGCCUGUCUUCUCUUGAGAGCCAGGUCUGCCUACGGCGGCCUUUCUCAAUAGCAAGGCUAUGCUCACUGAGUCUGUACAUAGUCAAAGCUUUCCUUAAGUUUGGGUCAGUCACAGUGGUCAGGUAUUCUGCCACUGUGUACUCUCUGUUUAGGGCCAAAUAGCAUUCUAGUUUGCUCUGUUUUUUUGUUUGUUCUUUCCAAUGUGUCAAGUAAUUCUCUUUUUGUUUUCUCAUGAUUUGGUUGGGUCUAAUUGUGUUGUUGUUGUUGUUGUUGUUGUCCUGGGGCUGUGUGGGGUCUGUUUGUGUUUGUGAACAGAGCCCCAGGACAAGCUUACUUAGGGGACUCUUCUCCAAGUUCAUCUCUCUGUAGGUGAUGGCUUUGUUAUGGAAGGUUUGGGAAUCGCUUCCUUUUAAGUGGUUAUAGAAUUUAACGGCUCUUUUCUGGAUUUUGAUAAUUAGCGGGUAUUGGCCUAAUUCUGCUCUGCAUGCAUUAUUUGGUGUUUUACGUUGUACACGGAGGAUGUUUUUGCAGAAUUCUGCAUGCAGAGUCUCAAUUUGGUGUUUGUCCCAUUUUGUGAAUUCUUGGUUGGUGAGCGGACCCCAGACCUCAGAACCAUAAAGGGCAAUGGGUUCUAUAACUGAUUCAAGUAUUUUUAGCCAGAUCCUAAUUGGUAUGUCAAAUUUUAUGUUCCUUUUGAUGGCAUAGAAGGCCCUUCUUGCCUUGUCUCUCAGAUCGUUCACAGCUUUGUGGAAGUUACCUGUGGCGCUGAUGUUUAGGCCGAGGUAUGUAUAGUUUUUUGUGUGCUCUAGGGCAACGGUGUCUAGAUGGAAUUUGUAUUUGUGGUCCUGGCAACUGGACCUUUUUUGGAACACCAUUAUUUUUGUCUUACUGAGAUUUACUGUCAGGGCCCAGGUCUGACAGAAUCUGUGCAGAAGAUCUAGGUGCUGCUGUAGGCCCUCCUUGGUUGGUGACAGAAGCACCAGAUCGUCAGCAAACAGAAGACAUUUGACUUCAGAUUCUAGUAGGGUGAGGCCGGGUGCUGCAGACUGUUCUAGUGCCCUCGCCAAUUCGUUGAUAUAUAUGUUGAAGAGGGUGGGGCUUAAACUGCAUCCCUGUCUCACCCCACGGCCCUGUGGAAAGAAAUGUGUGUGUUUUUUGCCAAUUUUAACCGCACACUUGUUGUUUGUGUACAUGGAUUUUAUAAUGUGGUAUGUUUUUCCCCCAACCCCACUUUCCAUCAAUUUGUAUAGCAGACCCUCAUGCCAAAUUGAGUCAAAAGCUUUUUUGAAAUCAACAAAGCAUGAGAAGACUUUGCCUUUGUUUUGGUUUGUUUGUUUGUCAAUUAGGGUGUGCAGGGUGAAUACGUGGUCUGUCGUACGGUAAUUUGGUAAAAAGCCAAUUUGACAUUUGCUCAGUACAUUGUUUUCACUGAGGAAAUGAACUAGUCUGCUGUUAAUGAUAAUGCAGAGGAUUUUCCCAAGGUUGCUGUUGACGCAUAUCCCACGGUAGUUAUUGGGGUCAAAUUUGUCUCCACUUUUGUGGAUUGGGGUGAUCAGUCCUUGGUUCCAGAUGUUGGGGAAGAUGCCAGAGCUAAGGAUGAUGUUAAAGAGUUUAAGUAUAGCUAAUUGAAAUUUGUGGUCUGUAUAUUUUAUCAUUUUAUUGAGGAUACCAUCAACACCACAGGACCUUUUGGGUUGGAGGGUUUGUAUUUUUAUCCUGUAGUUCAUUCAAUGUAAUUGGAGAAUCCAGUGGGUUCUGGUAGUCUUUAAUAGUUGAUUCUAAGAUUUGCAUUUGAUCAUGUAUAUUUUUUUGCUGUUUGUUCUCUGUUAUAGGGCCAAAAAGAUUGGAGAAGUGGUUUACCCAUACAUCUCCGUUUUGGAUAGAUAGCUCUUCGUGUUGUUGUUUGUUUAGUGUUUUCCAAUUUUCCCAGAAGUGGUUUAGAUUCUAUGGAUUCUUCAAUUACAUGAGCUGAUUUCUGACAUGUGUUCCUUCUUUUUCCGUAGUGUAUUUCUGUAUUGUUUUAAGUUGAUUCACCAUAGUGAAUAACUCCUCUCACAUCCAUCUUCUACUCCCUUUAUCAUUUCUUGAUAUAUCUUUAUAUACUAUAUAGUUAUCUGAAUAUAUAUUUCUCUGCCUCGCUCUUUAUCUGCCUAUCUGUUUCUAUACAUCUAUCUUAUCUGAAUCUAUCUUUUCUUUAUCUAACACUAUCUAUUUCUCUUCACCUCUAUAAUUAUCUGACUUCUAUUUAUCUGCCUCGCUCUUUAUCUGCUAUCUGUUUCUCUCCCUAUUCUUCUAUCCCUAUCUCUUUUCUGUGCUCUAUUUCUCUGCCUCUCUCUUUCUCCUCUCAACUUUCUCUGCUCUAUCUUUCUCUGCACUCUACUUUCUUAUAUAUCUUUCUCAUUCUAUCUUCUUUAUUCUUCUCUAUCUAUCUACUUCCUUUCAUACUAUUCUUCAUAUUUUCUAUAUGCCUCUCUUUCUCUGCCUCUCUCUUUCUUGCUCUAUCUUUUUAUGCCUCUCUCAUUUCUCUCCUUUCUUUAUAUGCCUAUCUCUUCUUUCUCUGUCUCUUUAUUAUCUCUUUCUAUCUCUUUCUAUCCUCUCUCUUUCUUUACCUCUUCUUCUUUCUUCUGCCUUAUCUUCUCUAUAUUCUUCUUCCCCUCUCUUUAUUCCCCUUCUUCUAUACUCUUCUUAUCUGACUCUCUCUCUCCUCUUCUUCUUCAUUCUCUUUCUCUCUCUCUUCUUUUCUAUUCUUGCCUCUCUCUUUCUCUCCCUCUCUCUUUCUUCCCUCUCAUCUUUCUCUGCCUCUCUUUCUCUGCCUCUAUCUUCUCUCUUCUCUUUCUCCUCUCAUCUUUCUCUACUCUCUCUUAUCUCACUUCUCUUUAUCCUCUCUCUUUCUCUCCCUCUCUCUUUCCUCUUUUGCCCUUUCUCUUUCUCUCUCUUUUCUUGCCUCUCUCUUUCUCUGCCUCUCUCUUCUUGCCUCUCUCUUUCUCUCCUCUCUCUUCUUCCCUCUCUCUCUUUCUUGUCUUCCCUCUAUCUUUCUCUGCCUCUCUCUUUCUCUGCCUCUCUCUUUUCUCUUCUUUCUCUCCUCUCUCUUUUCUUCUCUCUUUUUUUUUUGCUUACAUUCACACUCCUGUCUUUAUCUCCUCUCUGUCUCCCUCUUUAGGAACACUUCACCCCGGAGUGUAAGUUCAAGGAGUCUGUGUUUGAGAACUACUACGUGACCUACUCCUCCAUGAUCUACAGACAGCAGCAGUCGGGCAGGGCCUGGUACCUUGGCCUCAACAAAGAGGGGGUCAUCAUGAAGGGGAACCAUGUGAAGAAGAAUAAACCGUCAGGCCACUUCAUCCCCAAGCCACUGAAAGGUGAGUGGGUCUUACUCUGAGAGGCUAUGAGUGGGUCUUAAGGCGUCCGCAUGCUUCCCAGCCGAAACAGUUCUGAAUGGUUGAUGCAUAUAUUAUGACGACAUUUUGUGACGUUUUUGAGCGUUUUUGUCCCGGCUGUUCGGACACACAAACAUUUUUAUGGAGGCAAACCAAAGUCGGUAGCCAAAGUCUACGCCCCUUCGUCUGUGAUUUGGUCAACAAUAGAGAUUCUUCAAUAAAGUAUUUGUUGUCAUUCAACAAGAGACAACUUCUUUAUUCAUGCACAUUUUUCAUUGAGAAAUACUGCACCAAAAAUAUUAGUUAGAUGUAAAAUUGCGCGACUAAGAAAUCCUUGGCAAAAACGUCAAAAUUAAUGACAGCAAUUUAUAUAGCAGAUUUCUUGAGUUAUCUUAAUUCUGACUAUUUUGAGGACGUGUAUACUGGCUAUGGCGUUCAAAAUGGACAAACAGUACUAUUGCCACUUUUUUCUCUUUUAAGGGAGUCGAACGGAAGCAUGCUGACGCCUUUACUCUGAGAGGGUCUUACUCUGAGAGUCUGUGUGUGUGUGUGUGUAUCUGUGUUGAAGGUUGUUGGGGGAACUGUUGGAGUUAAGGGGCUUGUUAGAAAGACUCACCCUAGUAUAUUGCAGAAGAAUAUCAUGUUUGUCAAAGGCAUGACCUCUGCACAAUACAGAUACCCAGAGUUUAUCUUUACCAUCUCUGCCUCUUUGUCUUCCAGUUGCCAUGUACAGGGAACCGUCUCUCCACGAUCUGACCGAGUUCUCCCGCUCCGACAGCGGUACUCCCACUAAGAGCCGCAGUGCAUCGGCCCUGCUGAACGGAGGAGGGAAGCCGCUGAGCCAGAACGAGCAGUCCACAUAG